AUGAUGUACACUGAGCAUCAUCAGCAGGAUCCAUUGAUCUUGUUAAACUCGCAUCACAUGGACGACAUGCUUGUACCCAUCACAAUAAAGCCUCUACCUGCUUUACUAGCUCCACCUGCCAAUCUCAGUCUGUCCGCCACAUCGCUGCAGACGCCCAAUGCCACCAACAGCAGCUACUAUCAUCACACGAGCGACUCGCAUCAAACGGAAUCCAUGUCAGUCUCAGAACCGUCUCCACUGCCACAUGCAACUUUGCCUGAUCUACCAUCACAGCUACCAGCAGUAUCUUCCCCAAAUUACUAUUCAGUCAUUCAAAAGCAAUCACAAGAGAUUCAAGAACUUCGGCAAGAUCUGGUUCGACUCAACCAAAAAUACGUGGAUCAAAUUGAGCGCAUGCAAACUGCCGAACAUGCUAAACAUCAAGUAGAGUCAGAGCUGGAAGAUUUAUCAUUACGACUAUUUGAACAAGCGAAUCAAAUGGUUUCUGAUGAGAAAAAGGCACGAUUCCAUGCAGAGCGAAAGGCUGCCUUGUUGGAGCGAGAAUUGAUAGCAGUGUAUGAAGAGUUGGGUAAUGAGCGAGCUCAAUUGAAUGAGUUGCGGGUCAAGCUAUAUGAGCCGUUUGUACACCCAUUGGAUCAACAACCAUCAGCACAGCACAUAUCACCACUACAAGAGCCACAGUUACACUCUAUUCAGCAUGGCAUUUCUACAGCUGCAUAUUUAGACCAUAAUUGGUUGAACUUAUUCAAGGGUUUUUUGACAUUGGCACCAAAAACACCUUUGGAACACAUACACAAGCUGCAAUUCAUGAAACAGUGCCUCGAAUUGGACAUCGAGCCCUGUCUUCGAUUCGGAAAUAAUGCGAAGGGUGGGCAUCUCUCUUGGAAAAGAGCCCUAGAUGCUAUUCUUCAUCAGUCCUGCUUUAUUGAAUCAGAGACGAGCUUUAUGAAACGUUUGUCGCACGAUACUGCUGCUUCUAGCGCUUCUACUGCUGUUACUGCACCACUGAUUGUGGCAAGAAGAUCUUCAUUCGCUCAACUUGCGAGUCGAUUUCGCCCUUCAUCUGCGUCUGCUGUGGUGAAGCAACUAUGCUAUGGAUGUGGGACGGAAUUGCAAGCACCGCUCUUUCGAUUUCGGUUAAAAGAGCAGGAUACAGAUUCCUAUACCAUUGAUCGCUCCUGUCGCGAUCGUCUAGUAGCCGUAUGUGAUUUUUAUGUAUUUAUUAGGCAUGUUAGAUUGGGACUCCAGAGCCAGAAAACAAUCCAAUGCUUGUUUAGAGAAUGUGUCUGGCUUAGGCUCUGUAUGUUUUGGGCAAGAUCAGGCAUUCAUCAUGAUGACUCGGUCUUGUCUGUUAAUGAAGAAUGA
This is a messenger RNA of Mucor velutinosus, 1365 nucleotides long. RefSeq lists its product as uncharacterized. Gene Ontology annotation, cellular component: cell tip; Golgi to plasma membrane transport vesicle. The coding region runs from base 1 to 1365 and encodes 454 amino acids. The transcript has a single exon. Gene Ontology annotation, biological process: exocytosis. Gene Ontology annotation, molecular function: guanyl-nucleotide exchange factor activity. Lineage: Eukaryota; Fungi; Mucoromycota; Mucoromycetes; Mucorales; Mucoraceae. The record is from RefSeq and is a predicted model, not a curated record.